Molecule: messenger RNA, 906 nt
Organism: Phanerochaete carnosa HHB-10118-sp
Lineage: Eukaryota; Fungi; Basidiomycota; Agaricomycetes; Polyporales; Phanerochaetaceae
Exons: 3
Coding region: 359-874 (171 amino acids)
Source: RefSeq, a predicted model, not a curated record
GGCACAGCGAACUUCAUAGAACCAGUGCGCGUACACCGGCGAUCAAACAGCCGUUUGCUGUGCAGUCGCAGAUCCUAGUAUGGCCGAGCCGCCAUGUGCAGCGACACAGCCAUUGCCCCUCAUACCAAAGUCAGCGAACGGGCGGGUAUCUCAGUUGCGCGGAUCACAGCGCCUGCCAUUUGUGUGCAAUUACGCUUUUGACUGUGUCUGUUAAUGAGGUUCAGACGACCUGGAAAACCCCUACGACAGUCGGUUCGUUCUUAGAAAGGCGGGGCCCGAAGGUUCGUAUAAAACUGGUGGCGAUCGCAGUCAGAACCGCACCCCGUAGCCAGUUAUCUCCUCUCCCCUCCCCACAAAGAUGCUCCUUCGUCUCAGCCUCCGACGUGUGCGUAACAGGUCAUACCAACAUCCACGCUUCUCCAUCAUGGGUCCACAUGAGCACGACCACUUGUUCUUCUCCUCCGGUGGCGUCCAGGGAAUCAAUCUUGCUAAUGCCCGCACCGGACAACUCGAAAAUCUCGAUGAGUGCGAUGAAGACGUGUUCCCUGCGACCUUCGCCAAAGUAACCGUGCUCAUCACCCUACAUGGAUAUGAGGUGUAUCGGCGGGUCAAGAACGUACAGCGCGUCCGUGGGGGUGUACCGCUGCCUGUUCAGCGAUCUAAACUGGUCCGGUGCAUUGCGGAAGCGAUGCAGGGAUUCAUCAACCAAGCUCGGCCUACGAGCGAUCACGACGGUGCCUUCGCGUUUGGCCUUGCAGGCAUCCAGAUGGAGCAUCUCUAUCUCCUCGAGAUUCAUCGCUAUGGCAAGACCCUGGUCCCAGUCCUUGGCUACGUCCCUCCCGGCAUCGAUCUAGCAGUCACGGUACGUUGCUAGCAGGCUCGCAUGAGACUCGCAUUAAUGUGAAC